CGGUUUUGUUCGAGUUAGCAAUUUAUUCGCCAGUAAAACCUUAUCUGGAGUUGUUUUUCUUCGAGACGCGGGUGAAAAACCCUAAUGACAUGAAUCAAUUUUAAAAUAAUAAGGUACUUUUUAUUGUUUCUAAGGAGUAUCUUCUUGAAUAACAACAGCCAUACGCUUCCAAGAAACUGUUUUUUUUAAGUGCGGAAAAAAACCCAAGUGCUCUUUAAAAAUUAUAUACCUGCAGAAGUUUGGUGGGAAUUUGGUUCAAAUGUAUUACACAUGCGUUUGAUCGUGAAAAACCACGUGUGCGAAAAUGAAUUACAUUUUUUAUAAUUAAUAUCUAGAGAAAGUAAAUUUUUGGAGCUUCCACGGAAGAAUCUCAUAUACUGGAUCUCAAGAUGCAGAGAUGAAUAUUGAGAAAUGUUCCAGGCUGGACCGUAAUCAAGAUUCCAUUGAGUGAAAAUAUUCGAAAAACUAUGGACGAGUUUAGUGGGAUUAGUGACGAAAAACUACAUAUUAGUGACGUUAUUGAAGUGAUUCAAAACGAUGAAAUUGGCGGACAAUUAGAUGACGAUAUGCAUGUUGAAAUGGAGGACGAUAAUCAAGGAAGUGCAUUUUCACCAAUUGUGGGACAUCAUUUACAAAACGAGAGUCCUCGUCCUUAUAUUGAAAUUUUAGAGCAACCAGCCAGUGGAAUUCGAUUUCGUUAUGAAAUCGAGGGACGUUCUGCAGGAAGUAUUCCUGGUGAAAAUAGUCGACCAGAUUUGAAAACAUAUCCCACUAUUCGAGUAGUGGGAUACACGGGAAAGAUGAUGAUUGUCGUUUCCUGUGUAACUGUCGAGGACAAUCCGAAUAAUAGGCCGAAAGCUCAUCCCCAUAAAUUGGUUGGCAGAGCAGAGAGUUGUAAAAAUGGUGUUUGUCGAGUACGAUUGAGAGGCGAUAAUAUGACAGUUUCGUUUCCCAAUCUUGGCAUUCAGUGCGUGAGACGAAAGGACGUUGAGGCAUCAUUGAGCGAACGACAAAGAGAGAGAGUCGAUCCUUUUGGCGCUGGAUUCGAGCACAAAAGAAGUCACUCCAAUAUUGCUCUCAACGUUGUCAGAUUGUGUUUUCAAGGCUUUAUUCCAAGGAAAGCAACUGGAAAAAUUGAAUGGGAUACACUCAAUCCUGUCAUUUCGAAUCCAAUUGUAGAGAAAAAGGCUACGUGUACACUUUCUAUUCACAAACUAAGUCAUUAUUCAGCAUCAGUCGCGGGUGGAAUGGAAAUGAUUUUACUUUGUGACAAAGUGCCGAGGGAUGAUAUUCAAAUUCGUUUCUAUGAAGAGCGAGACGGUCGCGAUUGGGAAGGAUAUGGAGAUUUUCAGCCAGCGCACGUCCAUCAUCAAUACGCAAUAUCGUUUCGAACACCAAAGUACGACAACAUGGACAUCACGGAACCAGUGAAAGUGAAAAUUCAAUUGAAAUUGAAGAAAAAAGAUCAGGGUGGUCCACCGUUGGAUUUCGAAAUGCUUCCAUUAGGUACAGCUAAUUUGGAGGCAAUCUACAAAGUAAAGAGGAAAAGUCCCAGAGAUUUUAUGGCACUAAAUAAUGAUAAACGACCAAAGUUGCUUGAUCCGGGCUUGCAGGAUUUUAUAAAACUGGAACCAGCACAUUCGCCUUUUCAAACAAUCAGAGAAUCUGUGUCUCCAAUUCCUGGUCCUUCUGGAAUUCCAUCUGCUACACAUUCUCCAAUUAAUUUCCCUAUGUACAAUUUAAAAACAUCUCCAGUGAAUUCACCGCCAAUGCAACAAGUUUACAACAUUCCAUUGACUAAUUAUAAUUUUCCUCAAACAACGACGACGGACAAUGAUCCAGGAUUGUACAUUCCAGAUUUUCAGACUCCUAUUCAACAAGUAAAUAUUAGUCCUCUUGAAAAUUCGACAGGAGUUCCUUUUUUAAUGCCGAAUCAAUUAAAUUCGUUAAAUAGAGACGGACCACGAUUGCUGGAUUUAGACAGUCAGCAAUAUGAAGAUUCAGCAAUGCAUUUAGGAACGUCGGAACUUUUAAAUCAAUUGGUGGAUGAGAGAUUUUCCACCGAAUUCGGCACUGGACUUCAAAUAAAUGUGACUGAACCUCAACCUGAACAGCUCCAUCCUACUGGAGAAGAAUCAGAAAGUUUGUCGCGAUUGGUUCGCGAUAUUCAGUCUCUAAACGAAAUGGUGAAACCAAAUCGUUUGGAAUAAUUUUUGAUAUUAACGCAGCAGUGAGAAGACUAUAGAUUAAUUAAUGAGUGCAAUCGAAACGUUCAUUACGAAGAGUUUUGAUCAAUAUUGUUAUAUUGCACGUUAAAAUUUCUUUAAGUUUAAUUAAUUUUUAAUUAAUUUAGUUAGUUUAAUUUUUCGUUUCGUGUUUCUUUAUAAAUAUAAUUAUUUUUUAAAAUGUUUUUGUGAUAAGAAGAAACGAUAAAUAUUUUUACUUGAUUUGAAAUUUUGUCACUUUCGAUAUUAGAAGUUUUUACUGAAACAUACUCAAAAAAAUUUUGUUAAACAAAAAUCACUUCAUUAAACUUAAAAAAUUAGUUAUGAUUUUAUCGUUUGUUAUUUUGUCAAUAUUGUAAAUAGACUUGAGAUUAUAAUACAGAAAUUUUACAAUUGUAUCGAAAAAGGGAAGUUUAAUUGUAAAAAUGCUAAAUUUCUGAGAUUGAACGUUUCGAGUACAAUUUUAUAAUUUUUCAAUUCUCAUUUAUCGUAAGUAAAUAACGAACAAAUUUCUAUUAUAGUAAACUUGAUUUAUGGUGAUUUCAAUAGUCAUUUAAUUGUUAAUUUUCAAUUUCGUGAACUGAAUUCAAACUGUUUUAUUAGUCGCGAUUUUCUACUCAUCACGAAUUUAUUUCAAUUUAUUAUUAUCGUUUUAUCAUUUUAUACAUCUUAUUCAGAAAGUAUUUUUUU
Messenger RNA from Leptopilina heterotoma, 2915 nucleotides. It is a transcript of the gene Dl, whose product is annotated as transcription factor p65-like. The transcript has 12 exons. Gene Ontology annotation, biological process: non-canonical NF-kappaB signal transduction; response to cytokine; inflammatory response. Gene Ontology annotation, molecular function: DNA binding; DNA-binding transcription factor activity. Bases 468 to 2210 code for a protein of 580 amino acids. Lineage: Eukaryota; Metazoa; Arthropoda; Insecta; Hymenoptera; Figitidae. The record is from RefSeq and is a predicted model, not a curated record. Gene Ontology annotation, cellular component: cytoplasm.